CAAAGUGACGGGACUGGAGCGAAAUAAAGAAAAAAAAAUUACAACUUUCAACACGAGAGUGUACUCUGUUGUUUACAUUCCGUAAAUUAUUGUUAAUUUUACUAAAUAACAGUGACGUGUGAUUCAUAUUUGUCGUUCCAGUUUUGUUUUUAACAUUUGUUGUGAUACUUGUAGUCCAGUGAACGUAACAGGUGAGCAUAGACCAUUGGCAAGAAGGAUGUCAGCUCCGGGUUUAACAUCGGAGGCUCAGUUGCGGUACCUCCUGCAGUGGUUUGGAGAGUUCAGUGAGCUACAGCGUGAGGACUUCCUGCCAGUGUUGGCUGCAGCAUCAGGAGGCAAGGCGGACCAGCUUGCUGCCACCCUUGCAGCCUUGUCUUGUGAGGACAAGCCUGUCAGCUUGUUUCAAUGCAGAAUAAAGUUAUUCAACGAAUGGUAUCCAACUUGGACUGGAGACGAAAAAGACAGACUACUUUCCGGAGUCACAGAAAUGGACCCAGACUUUGGUAAAAAGCUACAGGAAUUCCUAACUAAUGGACCUAAGAUGAACGGUGAUCUCAACGGAACCAAUGAAGUACAUUCUCCAACUGAAGAAAAAGCUGAAGUGCAGAAUGAAGAAGCUGGAGAACACGAGGAAGUGAUUGAGGAGGAGGAGCCAGCUAUACCACAGGAUGCUAAUGUUGGUUUGGAGAUAGCAGCUGCCUCUUAACAAAAAAAUAUUAGAAUCUACAUAGGUACUGAUAGAUGAGUAAAGGUCACAUAAACUAUUUUAACCUCUAGUGUCCCACGGUACUAAUACUAGUACAAAUUACCUCCAAUGAAAUUUAAUUUAAAUCAUUAUUUAAUGGAACAGAGUUGCUUUUGAGUUGUUUCGUUUGAUUGUAAAACGAAACAUAUUCAAUAUGCCUGCCAAUUUUUAGGAUUCCAUACCUCAAAAGGAAAAAACGGAACCCUUAUAGGAUCACUUUGAUGUUUGUCCGUUUUUCUGUCUGCAAGACGCUUUAUCUCGAGAACGCAUGGAGUUAUCGAGUUGAAAUACAUAUACUCAAGUCUACAUUCCCUUGAAGCUGUAAAAAAAUGAAACUUCUAAGUUAACUUAAAACAAAGAUACGGCCGUUUAUUCCGCAAAAAACUUAUAUUUCGACAUUCUCAAAGGAACAAUUUAUAGGGUACUUCCCUUUGACCUAGAAUUAUGAAAUUUGGCAUGCAAUAUCGUUUUACACUACAAGUACAGAAAAUCUGAAAACGAAAUAAGUAAAAAAAAAAAAAGGUAAAUUUGUACGGAACCCUCAGUGGGCGAGUCCUACUCGCACUUUACCGGUUUUUCUUGUAUGGUGGGCCACUAGACGAUUAUGUCAAUAAUAUAUUUUCAACAUUUCAAGUAUGUUAGGCUGUAAAAUCAUAUUCACACUUACUUUUUGUCUUGUUCCUUUGAUAUCCCAUGGGUUUACUUUGGGAUAUUGUCGGCAGGCGUAUGGCAUUUUACGAUCUAGUCUGUCCUGUACUUCUUUUGGCUGUUUGGCCUAAAUUUCCAACCUUAAGAUUGAGCCUAAUCAUGUAUCUGAAAUACUUUAUUCUUACUUCCUCAUCCAUCAAUAUGUUUUAUCCAUUUUUAACAAAAAUGACAAAACUGAUAUAAUUUUUUUUAGCAUUAGAAUAAAGAUAAACAAUUUUGAUGCCUCAGUUUCAUUGGUCGAGAGGUUUUACUAGUCGUUAUAACGCCUGCGGGGAGACCGAGUUAUCGACCAAGAAUUUAGAUAGUAUAUUAUGUUUUUUAAUUGUUACAUAUUUGUUGUGACUAAUUUUCAAAAGUGUUUAUCAAUAAAAAGACACGUCAAAACGCUUACCGCAUUCUAAUGCUACAAAACAGACUAUAGGAUGGAUAAGGACAAAAUGUGUUCUAGGUAAUUAUAUUUCUAUAAAUAAUUGCCCUAAUGAUAUCUCUCAAUGGCAGGGCGUCUUAUAACUGGAGCAUCUAAUACUUUAAAUCAUCCACUAACUUAGGCAUUCAUAUAUUCCCAGUCCACUAUAACUUGGAUCUUUUCUUAUCGAGAGUGAAUAGAUAUCUUUUAGGUAAUCACGUUCCAUCGUAGACUGCAUCGGCACUUACCAUCAGGUGAGAUUGUGGUCAAAUGCUUACCUUUAAAAAAACUCAAAUGUCUGUUAGCGAAAUAUUUAAACAUAUUGAGUUUCUUAGUUGUGUGAUGGACAAUCAUUCAAGUGAAUCUCUUGCAGCUAGAAUAGAUUAGGUUUGCUAUACUUAUCUCUUUUGUAGGAUUAUUUUUACACCAUAUCCUAAUAAAUUCUUGAUUUAUAUAAUUUAGGAUUUUUUCACACUGUAUCCUAAUUAUUUGCUUUAAACUCAUAUUUACUUUUCUAGUAUUUCUACAUUCCAUUGGAUUGCAUUCCAUUAAAAUAGAUUUAAGUAUGAAAGUUUCUAAGAAUCUCAACAUAUUUUAUUACUUUGUAUUUUCACUUUCUUUUUUACAUUUUUGAAUGUAUUUGUAUUAUUCAUAUUAUAAACAUUUACUAACAAUAUAUUGUAAGUAAGUUAACUUUUGUUAUAAUGGGACAAAGUUCUUGAGGCCAACCAAUAUCGGUGUAGUACAAACAUUUAUUAUAAUGUGCCAAGGGUUUAUCAGUAUUUAAAAUAUAUUAUAUACAGUAUUGAGUAUACUACUAUUUAAGCGCUUCGUUAAUAGUCUACUUUCAAAUGUGGUAUAGGGACCGUGCGCGUUGGCGGGUCUCGCCUGCAUCGGAACUUGACAUUUACACUUCGCGCUAAUAAACAGGGGCUCCAGUGCUGCCCCCUACAGUUCAUGCACGUUCCUUAUUGCACUUUAAGAAGAGGCUAAACUGUCAGCGUCGAUUUACAUUUAUUUAGAGUUCUUAUAGAGUAACAUUGUAUACUUAAUUAUUAUUACCUGACUUUGUUACACAAAUAGGUGUCAAUUACUGGUACUUAAGUGCCAUUAAUUUGUUAGUAGAUUGGUUUUUCUGAUUUUAAUUAUCAUUAAUUUCAUUUGCCUCUUCUUAAAUAACGAUACCCAGAUCAUUUGCUAUAAAGAAAUAUGUAAAUCGACCUAUGCGUCGAAGGCCAUAAUUUUAAUUGUAGUAUCGUAAUUAUUGAAUCAUUCCUAGUGUUUCGAUAAACAUUUUGUAAAAGUAACUAUUUUGGAUCGAGAGUCGCAAGGUGCUGGCUAAUAACAUGAGUUGUGAUUAGUGAGGGACAUAAAUAAAUAAAAAACGGUAUAUUAUUUACAUUAGUAACUUAUUUAAAUAAAAAAUCAAAUUAAA
Cydia pomonella (codling moth) is the source of this 3294-nucleotide messenger RNA. RefSeq lists its product as uncharacterized. The transcript is spliced from 3 exons. Bases 218 to 706 code for a protein of 162 amino acids. The record is from RefSeq and is a predicted model, not a curated record. Lineage: Eukaryota; Metazoa; Arthropoda; Insecta; Lepidoptera; Tortricidae.